ACGGGACGGCAAAAUCGACGGGACAAGCCCGACUCCAUCUACCUUCGCACACGGCAUACUCCAACCCGCAACAAAUAAUAAUAAUAACGAUCAUGGCACGGUGUACGGCGGCAUUUGCCCUUCUCUUUCUCUGCUUGGGAACCACGUCAUGGGCCUUUACCACGACGAAUAGCCCGCUUGCGGCCGUAUCGAUUGCCCGGACGCGGCGAUCGCAGACCCCCCCGGUCGUCGUCCUGGGGGCGGGCGGCUUCGAGUGGGAGGACCCCACCGACGAGCAGUACGACCAGGGCGUCGAAAACCCCUUCAAGAACCCGGAGCUCCUCAAGGCGAUGAAAAAGGGCGACGACGAAAGCGGGGACGACGAAAACGCCAAAACCAUCGAUCCCGCCCGCCUGCUGGGCCCGAGGCUCCAGGGAUCCAACCUGUACCUGGUCGGAAUGAUGGGUUCCGGAAAGUCCAGCGUCGGAGACAAGCUUGCCAGGCGUAAGUCCAGAGCUGGUCACACAUUUACUUAGAUCGGAAGCCGUGCGAAGCGAACCGGAAGGUUGGCGAUGCCGCUGGAUUUUGCGCUGUUCUGUGCUGUGUGCUAUUGCGCGCUGCGAAGCCCUUUGGUCGAUUCGUUUGGUCGUUUCGAAUGUUCGGUGAAGCAUCGUUCGCAUGUGUCGCUAUCGACCCGUCGCCGAUUUUUGCUGCUCGUGCUUCUUUUUUGUGUUUGUUGCGCACCUCAUCUCACAUCCACUGCCCCUGUUUGAAACAUCACACGCAACGAAACGAAACGCAACGAAACGAAACGAAACGAAACGAAACCAAACCACCACCCGGUUCUCUUCCGCGCCCGCGCAGGAAUGGGGUCGUACAAGUUCCUGGACACGGACGAGAUCAUCGAAAAGGCCACCAAGCUCACCAUCAACGAGAUCUUCGAGUCGGAGGGCGAGGAGGGCUUCCGGGACGUCGAGUCCCAGGUCCUCGACACGGUCCACGCCUACGUCCGGUGCGUCGUGAGCACCGGCGGCGGCCUGGUGUGCAAGCCCAAGAACUGGGGCAAGCUCCAGACGGGCAUCGUCGUCUGGCUCGACGUGGCCCCCGAGGUCAUCCUGAAGCGGGUCGAGGGGAACGAGGACCGUCCCCUGCUCAAGACAAAGGACCCCCUGCAGACCCUGAAGGACCUCCUCGAGGAGCGGACCCCCAAGUACAACCAGGCGGACCUCCGCGUCGAGAUCACGGAGGACAUGGACGAGGACGCGGUCGCCUCCCGGAUCGUCCUCGACCUGCACAACUUCAUCGACGACAAUCCGCCGGCGUGGAAGCUCGCGAAGCAAAAGGCGCAGGAGGAGGGACUGGACUGGGUCCAAUGAGAAAGGACAAGAACCGAAGGAUAGAACCAAACCAAAUUCCCACUGUAAAACAACUACACAAAAUGCUGUCAUAUCUUUACAUGCCGUUCCGUCUUUCUAGCUCGCAAAGGAGCAGCACCAGAAACUAAAGGCAAUGCAAUGCA
Pseudo-nitzschia multistriata is the source of this 1498-nucleotide messenger RNA. NCBI's taxonomy places the organism in Eukaryota, Bacillariophyta, Bacillariophyceae, Bacillariales, Bacillariaceae. The record is from the annotation of a GenBank genome assembly.